AGCAAUAUUUUUCAUUUACAGUAACCUGUAAUCAUGGGAAUUUUAGAGACGGAAUUAGCUGAGCUUCAGCAAUGUGUUCCACGAGUAAUUGCGGACAGCACUGUUGAAGCUUGUGUUCCGGCAAUGGUUCGGGUAAACAUAGAGAGGACGAAAUACAAACAAAUUGUUGCGUGUUUCCAGUUCCAGCCUGACUACCCCAGUAGCCUUGCACUGAUUGAAUUGAAAAGCCGGCAUGUUUCUGAAAAACUUUUGGAUGGACUUGUAAAGUUGUGUGAAGAAGAAGCAAGGAAAUAUCUAGGGAAGCCACAGGUUUUGCAUGUGUUGAGAUUUGUUCGCAAUUUCAUCGAUGAAAACCCACUUUGCUGCUGUUCAGAAGAAAUUUCUAAUGUAAGAAAGAAGCUGAUUGCAGGAUCGGAUGAGCUGAAAUUACGCCAGAAAACCUCAUCUGUGGUUGUGAAAUUACAAGAGGGUCAAUAUAUAAUGAAAUACAAUAUCACAGUGCCAGAAAACUAUCCAGAUAAACAGGUUGGAAUUGAAGAAAAGGAAUGCAACUUCCCGUCAGCCUUCCGCCGAUGGUUCAUUGCACAGUCAACCGAAAUAGCACGUCAGUGUGUUGAGCCCCCAGCCAAGAAAAGGCCAAAGGACCCACCCUUUGUGUUGAAGCCAUCAAUGGAACCUGUGGUCUCUUUCCUUGUGUCUGAGAUUCACCUGUAUCCUAAAUUAGAAUGCAAGAUGUGCAGGAAAAAGGCCUUUCCCACAAACCCCAAGGACAUUGAGGGAAAUGAGUCAGGGCCAUUGCAUGUUGAAAGGAUCUACUGUGGCCACAUAUACCACAACAAAUGCCUGGACGCGUACAUCCGCACUCCGCCUUUCCAGGGUGGAAAGAAGUGCCAUACCUGUAACAACAAGAUUUACCAUGACAAGUGGAAGCUAACUCCAGAGACAGCAGAAGCUAGGUGGGCACACAAGCAAGCCAAGCAGAGGGAACUUGAUGAAGUAGUGGAUUUCCUCAGCUAAUAGAGGAUAGGUAUUUUUUUUUUGUAGAGCUUGUAACUAUGUAUAUGAAGAGGAAAAAAGUGCAAAUACUUAGACUGUCUAUUUUAAUUUUUGUGAUUGAUAGAUCUUUAGCUGUUUGUCAUUGUUUAUAUGAAAGAUUAAUAACCAGAUUGUCUAUUUAAAAUUAUUAAUUUUCUGUCAUUGGCAUAUAACCUUUUGUAACUCAUGUUAAGGUAUCAACAUGAAUUUAACAAUAUUCUCCCUGUUGUAAGGGAGGCCAAAAGCAAAUAACAGUGAAAUCUAGAUGAUGAUGCAUUUUCCAAUGUCUUGUACAAAACCAAGAAGUGAAACAGGCUGUAAUGUAGUCUGAUGUUACCUUUAAGACUGGGAUCUGUUAUAUGAAGAGGGAUGAGCCAGGCAACUGACAUUCAUCAGAGUACUUCCUGCCAUCUCCCACAAGUCCUCUUGUAGAAUUUUUUUUGAGUACUUUGACCCUUUUUCAAGUAAUGUCGAUAUGCCACUAUAUAAAUCUUUUUAAUCCAUGAUGGUGAUUAUGUCUUUGGAGUUGCCAUUUUUGCAUGACAGCUGAUGUGCAGGAUUCUUAGGCAAUAUCAGGCUGUGAGGAUAACUGGAUACAUUUACUUCUCCUAUCAAUCAAGCACUAUUUUGUGAUAUUUCAAAGAUUUCACAUACUUCUCAUAGACAUGUAUACUGUGUAUACAAGAAAUGUCUGUAGAACUAAACAUUUUGUUUUUAGUAUACUACAGUUUUGGUUAUAAUGACCAUUAUUUAUUUAAAACUUUUAGACUAAUAUUUGACAUAUUGUCUACAACUGUUUUAAUACUUUCUUCUUCCUCUUUCCAAUGGGAAAUGCAAAUUAAAUAUAUAUAAUGCCCUGUGCUUCAUGUGAUCAAUGUUACAAAAGAAAAUUUAAACCCCCUUGCUUUUAGACAUAAAACAACAACAUAAAAAAGGCUGAUUUAAAAUUUUCUGUAUAUUUGAUUGACAUACUAGCUUCAGAUAUUUGUUCCUAGAAUAACUGUCUGUUUUUGUGUUACUUUUUUUUUUUGCAUGGUAUAGAAGGUAAAAACAUUUAAAAUAACAUAAUUAAAAAAAUUACCUUAAGCAUUUGGAUACAAAGUAUGAGAUACCAUUUUUGGAGUUAUGUAUUUUGCUAACACUCUAAUACUAGUUCAUGUUAUUUCUCCUAGAUUCCUGCUCAUACUUUCCUUUCAAGACUUAAAUUUUUGCACUGUGCUUGCCCUUCUUUGAAAUAUGAAUUGCAUACUAAGCUCGGAUUGGAAAUUCUGGAUGAGCCUCACAUAUUUUACCUAAUAUUAUACCAAUUUUGAAGACCGCUUUGCUGAAAUAACCUGUGUAGAAUCACAUUGGCUCUUUAUUUUUAAUAGCUCUCUCUCUCUCUCUCUCUCUCUCUCUCUCUCUCUCUCUCUCUCUCUCUCUCUCUCUCUCUCUCUCUCUCUCUCUCUCUCUCUCUCUCUCUCUCU
Penaeus chinensis is the source of this 2501-nucleotide messenger RNA. RefSeq lists its product as uncharacterized. The record is from RefSeq and is a predicted model, not a curated record. Gene Ontology annotation, molecular function: protein binding. The transcript has 5 exons. Lineage: Eukaryota; Metazoa; Arthropoda; Malacostraca; Decapoda; Penaeidae. Bases 34 to 1017 code for a protein of 327 amino acids.